This is a messenger RNA of Ruditapes philippinarum (Manila clam), 5409 nucleotides long. RefSeq lists its product as uncharacterized. The record is from RefSeq and is a predicted model, not a curated record. Lineage: Eukaryota; Metazoa; Mollusca; Bivalvia; Venerida; Veneridae. Bases 314 to 3460 code for a protein of 1048 amino acids. The transcript is spliced from 7 exons.
UAAGACUAAAAUAGUGGUAUCCCGCCAUAGGGGAGUGCUUCAAUGUAGUGACAUGUCUACCGCGUAAUUAACCAAUCGGCAUCGACUUAAAUGAAACGUCCGAUAUCUGAAUUACAAACGCAAUAAACCAGUAAGGAAAUUGACAACUUUACAAACGUGCAUUAUUUAUACGCACCUAACUUACUUUAAACGAGAUUAAUUCAAGUUUUGUGAUACAUUAUGAUAUUCAUAUUUUCAAGAAAAUGAAAACUGAGUGUAAAAAUGACGAAAUAGAUCAAGUGAUGUAGAUUUAACAACUGGAGAAGUACAGAAAAUGGCAUCUAGUGAUCAGAUCUUGUUUGAAAAGACGUCUAGCAAUCGCGUGCACUUAUUCCGGUUGCAAGUACUCAUUAUAGAUGGAAGCCUCCCAGUUUUGAGAAAUAUAUUCGACCAGGCCCUGACUGAUCAAGGCAUAACUCUAAGUGAAUGCUUGAAACAAGAAAAGUCAACAAUAGACCGUCUGAAAGGCCGCGUUAUAACUCCUGUUCAAUAUGACAUAUUGUUUCCGGCUUGUGGUAAAGACCCAACCACGUCAGAUAUGGACAUCACGCUUAUCAUUUGUCUUCUAAGGAACCUGAAAUGUUUCGGUUUGAAAACAAAGACAUUUAACUGGAACGCAACACCUUUACCAACUGAUGUAACACUUGAGGCAGAUCUUUGUCGAUUAAAGGCUUCCCGAAAUAAUAUCAGUCAUAUAUCGACAACAACUGGAAUGCAACCCGGUGAAUUUACAACUUGGUGGAAUGAUAUCGAACAGAUACUUGUUCGACUAAGUUCUCCAGCUCUGAAUAUUCGGAAAAUAAUUGAAGAUAUAAAAACUUGCCCUCUUGAUCCGGAGGAAGAUAAAAGGAUACAGGAAGAAAUAGAAAAGUGGAAGAAAUAUGAAGCAGAUGUUGAUCGAUUGAAAGAGGACAUGACAGAGGUAAAGGCUGAUAUCGAGGAACUGAAAAGGGGACAAAUUGCAGGUAACUUUUCCGUACAGACAGAGGAGGAAAAAUAUCAAAAUCGCAAGAAGAAACUUCAAAGCGACUUGAAUAAAUUCUACAGAAACAAAUGCAGUUCAAUACCUCUCUCACCGCUUUUUGAUGAAAUAGAGACACCUUUAGCUGGGUUUUAUGUGAUGCCAGAUAUGGUCGCCGUUGAGCAGGAGUCUUAUACAAGUGACAAAGAAAUACGAACCCCAAUCGAUUCUUUGAAGAGUCUGUUUUCAAACGAAAGUGAAGAUCAGCAAGAAAUAUAUUUAUCAGCUGAUGCAGGUUUUGGAAAAACUGCUUUCUCAAAAUAUCUUGCAAUCACGUGGUGUCAAGCUCAUCGCCAAGACAAAAACUGCAAACGUUUUAAAGAUGAGGAGCUAAAAGCUUUAUCUGACUUUGAUUUCUUAUUUUUAGUUUUAUUAAGAGAUUGUUCCACAGUUUGUAAUAUUGACGAAAUGAUUGAACAGCAAAUCACCAACAGACUUCCACCGUCAGCAUCAGUAGAAGAGGUUUUAUGUAGGGAAAAGUGUUUGAUUAUAUUGGACGGUCUUGAUGAAUGGACUCACCCUGAUAACGGCUGUAGCGACAUUUCAGAAAAAAUACCACAUCGGUACGUACGUGAUAAUUGUGUUGUCCUAACUACUACUCGUCCAUGGAAGCUUGGAGUUUCAAAUCUGAAAACAAGUGAAAUAACAAAAAAAGUCGAGUUGGUUCAACUUACUACAGAAUCUAGGCGCAGUCUAGAAAGAAAUGCUAUAAGUAAAAUGACCGGUAUCCAUGAUGACGAAAUAUUGUCGAGUAAAAUAUUGGAAUUGAAUGACGUAAUACGUGACCGAGGCCUUAAGCACAUGCGAACAAUUCCACUUCUUCUCAUGUAUAUCAUAUGUUUAUGGUGUAAUAAAAUUCCUGUAGGAAAUUCCAAAUAUGAAGUUUACACCAAUAUCAUUGAAUUUCUAUUAUCAAGAGCAGCAAAGAAACAUCCAAAGGUAAAAUCGUCUAGUGAAGCUUUUGCCAGUGAUAGACCAGUAUUCUUCUUGAACCAUGAAUUUUGUAAAACGUUUUACUCUCUUCUAACAUCAUUAGCGGAUCUAGCUUAUCAAACAUUAUUCAAUGUUGCAAGGGAAAACACGUUGAUAUUUGACCGAUCGGUUGCUGAAAACUACCUCAAAGCAGACGACAUGCAAUUUAGUCUAGUCUCAGGAAUAUUGUCAGAAAGUAGAGCUAGAACUUUAACAAAAGAAAUCAGUAAAGUAUCGUUUGCACACAAAACUGUUCAUGAAUUCUUUGCCUUCAUAUUUAUAAGUUUGCAAAGUGAUGCUCAGAAAAUUGUUCUAGAAAAAUGUAAGAGUGUUCAAGACAUUCUUAACAUGUCGGUCAUAUUUGAAUUUAUAAGUGAAAUGAAUGCUGACCUGAUGUUUGCAAUAUCAAAUGAUUUAAUGUCUGUGAUAAAUGGAGAUGAAGUAACACAUAUCUAUAGAACUAGGACAGGUGUCGAGUACAUGUCAAAUAAUCCACUGUACAAUAUACAGAACAUGUUCAUAUCGUAUUUAAAAGAAAAGCCUGAAAGUGAAAAUAUGCAAUUAAGUUUGCAAGACGUUUUCAUUUCCAGGAAAAAUGACCACAAUGAGCAGUUACAACGUUUGUCAAAACAAAAUAAAACCAACAUAAAAUCACUUCAAAUAAACACCUACAAUACUUCCACCAGUUUACGUGAACUUGUCGAGCUAUUUUCCCUCAAAGACUUAAGUCAUAUCCAGAAAUCAUACUAUUAUGGUAGAUGGAAGAAGAAAGCUGAGAUAAGAUUGUUGCUAUUUCCCAGUGUACAAAGUGUAACGCUGUCGUGGGGUGAAUGGACAGAAAAUGAUACAGAGAAUCUGGGUGAAAAUUUUGCGCAAUUACAAAAUUUGCAGUGUUUACAUAUUCAAUGGUUCAGGUUGUCUCACAAAAUACUUGAAAUAAUUUUCAAGUCUAUCCAGGAUAAAAAGUCAAUGAAGGCAUUAACAUUUAACGAGUUAUUCUGUAAAGAGCACCGCCGCCGUGAGUGUAAGGGAUUGAACUUGGAUUUGUCUAAACAUUUAAAUCUAAAGAAGUUAUACUUAGAGCGGUUACCUACGUUACUACUAAAUACCACAACACCGACGUUAAUAAAUGUUGAGUUGCGAGGAAUCAUUCUAGAUGAAAAUUCAUUGUUGCUGUCAGCUGUCAUGUUGAAUAUUGAACGCGUGAAGCUUUGGGAGAUAGAAAUGCCUGCAGGGUGUUUAAAUAACUUUAUUGCCGAGCUGGAAAAUCUUCCGCAGUUAGUCACAGUAGAAAUGUACGAUAUUAUACCGGAAACAGAAUAUACAUGUGUUAGAGAACAUAUUCGGAGUUCUAAAGCAUUUGAUGUGACAGCAGACGACCACUACAUGGUGUUUGAGUUCAAAACAAGAAAAACAAGUGAAGAAUAGACAAGGAAGUAAACAAGGUAUGGAAGUGGCUCAUUUAGACAGAAGAUCAGCUACAGUUAAUCUUUAGGGACAAUGUUAAAUUUUCUUCUACGAGAGUUCAAUAGAAUGGAUUAACUCCUGGCUUCGUGUUCACAAUGGAAAAAAAUCAAAACAAAAUAAGGGCCGAAUGGUUCUGAUUAUACUUUUAUUGUUUUAUGGAUGCUAAUUGAUCAUGUUAGAUUACAAUUAAUUAGUUUAUUAGCAUAAAUGCUGACUUGAAAAGAAAUAACCUUAUUUUGAGAUAAAAUUGAGGAAUAUCAAUCUUUAAAUCGUACCUUGCAAAACGGAAAAAGGGCACCAAAGGGUACCGCUUAGAAACAUGUUGCCUUACCGGUUUUUGUUUUACAUGGUUUCAGUUCCAAGCUUAACAUUAACAUACAAGGAGGAAGAGAUAAAACUAACUUUUGCAUCACAUGCUUCUUGUAUUUGUUUUUACGCAAUGAUUUGAUUGAUAUCUACAAGGAAAGUUAUACAAAGUCUACUAUCAAAAUUAAAGAGAUCCUGCAAUGCAAUACAAUGCAGUCAAUAAUUAAGACAUUUCCAGACAUUCACACAAAUGAAACUUUUAUAUGAAUAUUUAUUAUAUUUAGAUAUAACACUUUUUCUGUGUUUUAAGAACAAGAUAAUCAAGCAAAAAUGGUAAGAAAAAAUAGUCUAUAUUUCAGAUGAUUGUCAAUUCUGAAAACAAAAUCAUAUUUAUGUACAUAGAUUUAUAGCCUUGAAUAUGAGGAAGCUAGUCAGGUUUGAACUCUGAGUAUUAUUUUGAUGUUUGUGAUACUUUUACGCUUACAUUUUAUUAACUAUUUUACUGCACAUGCCAGCAUUAGUGUCACAUGUGAAACUUGAAAGGUUGUACUGUAUAUAAAAAUCAACGAACAAAUGUGUGCAUCUUCUGUUUAAUUUUUAAGUUUUUGUAUCUUUAUUUUGAUUUGUAUAUUUUUCACGAUAUAUAUGUAUAUAGUUAUAGUAUAUGGAUAUUCAAAUUUAUUUUUAUAAAUGCUGGAUUUAUUUUCAUCGAGUGAUAUGAAAAUAUAUAUUUUAUGAGUGACGGUAGCCACGAGUAAAAUAUGGUAAUUUUUAUACCACAAGAUGAAAAUAAAUCCAGUAUUUAUAGAAAAAGUCUUGAUUUUUUUUAUUAUUUACAUUUUUCUCUUUUUUGACAUUACAACUUGAAAGCUUUCCCCUGAAAUUUUGUGUAUAGGUUAAACUUAGAAGAGAGUAGUCCGGUAAGAAACCCAUGAAAAUGAAUGUAGAAAAUAUGUUUCACUGCAAUGAAAAAUAACCUUUACAAUGAAAAUAUGGAAAAUGGAAAAACUCAUUUUAGUUCAUCAAUAUUUCUCAAUAAUAUAUUCAUAAAUAUGUAAUAAAAAGGAUUAUUUCAGAGUAAGAGUAGGAGAUCAUGAUUUUGAACAAAUGUAUAAAUCUAUGUAGUCAAGGAUCUCACGAGGCUCGGGGCGCCGAGUAGAAUUAUUGAGAGCCAAAAACAAGAAAUAGGCCAAUACACUUUUACAUUUACAAUUUUAUCAAUUUUUGCCUAAACCAUAGAUUUUUCGUAAUUCCAUGACGUUAUCAACAUCAUAUCAUAUAACAGUUUUAACAAAUAUAAAUUUCGUAUUUGCUUGGAUUUAAUUUUGUCAUUUCAUGCAGUUAUUACAGCAUAAUAUGUACAGGUAUAUACUUACGAUGUUUACAACAGUUACUAUGUAUAUAGAUUCUAUGUUAGUGUUCAUCCGUGAUGUCCUUAGAAACUUCGACGGGAGCGUUAGCGACAGGAACAGCUACGGAUGAAUACUAACAUAAUUUGUGUAAAGCUUUAUUUGGUUUCAUAGAUAUUCACUUUAUUAUACGGCGCUACAUGUUUAUUUUACGAACGCGGUUCUAUUACGCACUAUGAAAAAUAGAAGGUUUGA